AUGCUGCCCGUUUUCGAUGCUACAGCGGAGGGACCUGACGCCUACGACUUGACCGGUCUUGGGAAAGGAGGAGCCAAUAUCGGAAAACUGAAGAAAAACUAUAAUAAGGCAAUCGAACUCCUUGUGGAAUUGGCCACCUUGCAGACGUGCUUCAUUACAUUGGACGAGGCCAUCAAAGUAACAAAUAGGAGAGUUAACGCCAUUGAGCACGUAAUCAUUCCUCGUAUUGAAAAUACGCUCUCUUACAUCGUUACGGAAUUGGAUGAAAUGGAAAGAGAAGAGUUCUUCAGGUACUUCUUUUUUUUGCUUGGAAUUUUCAAAUAAUC
This is a messenger RNA of Strongylus vulgaris, 326 nucleotides long. The record is from the annotation of a GenBank genome assembly. NCBI's taxonomy places the organism in Eukaryota, Metazoa, Nematoda, Chromadorea, Rhabditida, Strongylidae.